ACUCGCUCUUAAUGUUCGCCGCAUAAGGCCCGGAAUUCCUUGGCCAUUGAGCCAACUGGUCCAGGAUCUACGAACAUGGCAGCCGUGGAGAGGUCGAGGAUAUAUUUCUCAAGUGUUGUACGUUUCUCCGACCGUGAAUCUAUCGCCUGAACACACCAGCAAGCAGAUAAAUAUGGCUGAAACCACAAAUUCUGCUGGAGCUGAUGAUGACAUUGCUCUGGGUGAUAUAACUGAAGACAACAAGUUUCUUCCUGAAGACAGGCAGGAUCCAGAGGCUCUGCUUACCACAUUUCGUGAGGAAUGGCAGCGUGAGUUAGUGGGAGCACCCUCUCAGAAAGGACACUACCAUGCUUCUGUGAGAUCUUCUCCUUCAAGAGCAACAUCACAGGGAGCCUUUCAGGGAUCCCAAAGGCCUCCAGGCCCAGCAAGAGGAAGUCCUAGAGCUGUGCAAAGCAUUCAGAGUCAAGAGACAGUUGGAGGCAGCAGUGGAACUGUUAGUGGUAUUGAAAACAUUGGAAGUGGUGGUAGUGGUAACACAACAGUAAAAGUAGUAACAGUUGGUAGUGGGGGAGGAGUGGAAGAGGAAAUCAGACCCGAUAUAGAAUUAAAGGCAACCGAGUUGUUCAACAAAGCUGUUGAAUUGGAGCAGAGUGGGCAACUGUACGAGGCCAUCCAGUUCUACAGACGAGCUAUGACCCUAGUUCCUGAUAUUGAAUUUAGGGUUCAUCGUAGAAAUAUGCUGGAAAGGAGUGAAGGAUAUCGCGGGACAACUGUUGAAAGUGAAGAUUCUACUCCUGAAGAUGAUCUUGAUGAAGAAGAGCUUCAAGACCUAGUAGUACGAUUCCAAAUGCUUAUGACGCCUACACAGGCAAUGUGUGUACCACUGUUUGACCAAGAGGCUCCUCACAUAUCAUGUCUGCCCCCCGAGAUGCUGGAGCGUAUCAUGUGUUGGGUAGUUGGCAGCGAUUUGGAUAUGCGCUCAUUAGAGCAGGUCUCCAGAGUUUGCCAGGGCUUUUACCUGGUAGCCAGAAAUCCAGAGAUUUGGCACAAAGCCUGCCUCAGGAUUUGGGGGAUCAAUUGUGGAGUAUUGGGUGCAUAUGGAUCAUGGCGAGAGAUGUUCAUUCACCGUCCCCACCCACGCUACAAUGGCUGCUACAUUUCUCGUACAACUUACUUCCGUGCUGGAGAAAGCAGCUUUCAAGAUCAGAACUACCAACCUUGGCACUUAGUCCAUUACUAUCGAUAUCUAAGAUUCUUUCCGAAUGGCAUCGUCACCAUGUUAACUACUUCCGACGAGCCAUCGACUAUUGUUUCUCAGUUACGAACUAGAGAAGUGCGAAAUCCACAGACGCUCAUUGGACAUUAUCGCAUCCAUGGAACUAGCAUCUCGCUGAUGUUUAAGCGUUGGUCUCGUGAAAAGAUGAGCAAUAGGAGGAAAGGUCGCAGAUGUAUUGGAGGAACCACCGACGUUGCAGAGACCAUCUUCCAAAUAGAGUUCGAGAUUCGACCAGCAAAAGAGAGGCCUCACUGGAUGCUAAUGUGGCGGAACUAUACAAUUGUAUCUGUCUAUUACGAUGAUAAGCAAAAUAUGUCACAGAUUGACGUAAGUGAUACAAACAAGUUUCCUUCUUUGGCAUUUUCACGUGUUAAGAGCUACACAAUAUGCAGUGAAAUGCCUCUGAUUUAAGUUCUUUGGCAUAAUGGUAUGUAUUCCCGCGAAACACACACCGAAACUACGACGUUGGUACAACGUUUGAACAAGUUUUAACACCUAACCAGUUAUAACAACCAAUAUAGCAAGUUGUAACAACGUUCUAAUACGUCAUAAACACGUUAAGCCAAGAUGUAACAACUUUAUUACAAAUUGUAACAAGCAGAAGAUACAGACAGUUUCGGUUUGUGUUUCCAGGGCUAUCUUGUAUCUCCUCAAAAGUUACCCUAUUAAGCAAGGUGUUUCAUUGUUAAAUUUAAGGAGAUGACUAAGUUUUCAAUUGAAUUUGGUUUACUAUCCAGUACAUCAUAAUCUUAUUUCCCCACUUCAUGGGGUGGUGAGGAAUUAUUGUUAAAAAUUAUAAAUGUUAUUGUGUUACUUGGCAACAUUAUGAUUAGUACAGGAUACUCUGUGUGUACUUGAUUGAUAGCUUAAAGGAAAAAGAUAGUUUUUCAUAUAUGCAGUAAAAAUUCAAGACCACUUUUCAGUAGCGGUUCUGUCUGAUUGUAAUCCUGUUGCAUUAAGUAAAAAUCUAUUAUUUUAUUACAUUGUACUUUAUUAGAGACAAAUGUUGCAGUUUAGGGCAAAGGGAGGAAAAUGGGCUUACUAUUAACAUCUAUAUAUAUAGUGAAUUAACAUGAACAAAGCAGGAUCAAAUAGCAUUUGAUUCUUGUUAAUUUUUCGCUCUUAUCCCACUCCAAAUUACUGAAGAGCCAAUCCAUAGGCCCUAGACUUGGACUGCAGAAUUAAUUCUAGCAAAAUGAUUUUAUUUAAAAAAUAUAUAAGAAUGUAAUAGUGAAUAGAGGAUGAGCUUGGUUCAAGCUGUCAAUACCAAACAUGGAUGACAACACUAUCUGUGCCACCCCUGGGUGUAGCAUCACCAGAGGGCUACAUUCCUGUUGGUGCCACCCCUGGGGUGCAGCACCACCAGUGGGCUACACCCCUGGUGAUGAGGAAACUUGAGGGUGGCUGUCACCAGCUGAGGGCUACACCCGGGAACAGUAGCACCAGAGGAUGACACCCUAGGCAGUAUCACCCAGGGCAGUUGCCAACACUCCAGCCACAGCUGUUGUCACAAGCUUUUGAUACCCUGUGAAAAAGUAGUCGCAGUGGAAAUGAUUUUAUGAAUGUUUUAUUUGUAUCAUUAUUAUGAAUUUGAUUUACUAAUGUGUAUGUUUGUUACAGGAAUAUCAUUUAAAAAUAAUUAUGGUGUUAAACUCUUGUAAAAAGAAGGGCAGAGCAUUACUGGCUUUACAGUAUAAUGAAAAGUUAGGCGACGUGUGAGUAUGACAGUUCUUCUGGCCUCUGGUGUUACUCCAGCACUUGUUGUUUUCUUGCAUAUAUGUAUAUAAAGAAAACUAAAACAUAUUUCAGCAUAACACAAGAAACCAGGAGCACUGCCAUACUCACAUUCCGAGUGGUGUUUGUGACUUGUGUACAACAAAUAAUUUAAGAGUGCAUAAUGAUUUAUGUAACAUGGCACUGUCUUUUAGUGCCUCAUUUUUAUUAAAACUUGAUUUAUGUCAUGUAUGUUUUUUUAUAACUUUUGUACAUUAAAUUAUGUAUAAUUAAUUGUAUAUAUUGAUAUUGAGAUAAUUUUGAUACCAAAUACAGUAAUGAGGUUCUGCAAAGCAAGAAAAGUCUAACUAGGGUUUUUAGUUUUUUGGGAUGGGCUGAAUGAUGGAUUCUUGAAGCUAACCACACUGAGAUAGCUGCACACUUUAUUAGUCAAAUCAGCCCGGGAAGUCCUUAAUAGGCUACUGAAAACCAGAGACAGAACUGUUCCCCCCCCCCCCCCUCCCCUCCUCCUCUGAGGUACAGUGGUUAGGGGAUUGUUACAAUACAAUCUGGAAACAUUCAGAAAGUUAGCAAAAUAAAACUGACAACUGGCCUGAUACCUUUAGGCCCUGGCAAGCCCUGUGGAUCUUUGGUGUGGCUUGUUAUAACUAGACUGAGCCUGCAAUUACUGCUUCAGAAUUUGAGGGAUGCCCAUCUGUUUUUCUACAUACUGAUAAUCAUUUGUUUUGUCUCCCUCUGCUGCCUGUUAAAGUGGGUAUUACACUAUCCAAAGACCUGCAUAAUUUGGAUUUGCUGGAUCUCAAUUUUUGUUAAAGCUUCCAUCUUUUGGCAUUUGUUUUAUUUUGUAGUGACGAGGCUCCACAAGUAGCGGUCACUUCAGAUUCAUUUGUUAAUUUGUAUUUGCGGCUUGGUGCCCAGGUGGUUGCCCUGUAGUCUGCCCCACUCUCGGUUUUGGAAUUGUAGUGAUUGGCAUUUCUUUUAGUGCUAUGUCCAUUAUUUCUUCUUGCAUUGUCUGGCAUGGUUCAAUGAACUCUUUGUGCCCAUCCCCUUCCCCUUGUGCUCCAGGCUUCAGGAUGUCUGAGGAUAUCAGAGUCAAAGUUGCAGUUCGCUGUGGGGUGUAGCCCUGUCUUCUCUGAGGAUCUCCCCUUCCAUGUCAAUGUUAGAGAUAGUCGAGCUAUUACUUCCUUCUGGCAAUCCAUUAUCAUAAAUUUCUCUAGUCUAGGGAAUGUAUUUGGUUGAGAUCCUUUUAGAGUUUGGGGAUGCCUUCCUAUCUGUUCAGGUAUCAGGUACAGAACUCUGCUUUGUCCCAGACUCUUAAUUUUGGACUUUCUGGGCUGGGGAGGAGCCCAAGGUGGAUCCCUGGGUGCCUUUCACCCUGUCAUUGUCACUGGAUUCCCUCAGAGGGGUAUUUUUUUAAGCUUGGGUGGGGUCAUUCCCUAUGUUUGACCUUCAUUCCUCAUCUGUUCCUCCAUGGGUUUCCUUGUGUGUACUAUUAAGUGUCCUUGGAUGUGUCAUGUUUCAGGAGGAUUCCACUUUCCCAUCUUCUGUGGCUCGGUCAGUCUUUUUCGGUUCCUUCUGCAGGUGCAGGAGUUCUCUUCCCUCAGGGACCCAGCUUCUUUUGGGUUCAGAUUAGCUUCGGCCUUUUGGUUGCUUUUCCAGGUUCCAGUUUCUUUCUGACAACCCUGUUUCCUUGGGUUGUCAGAAAGUUGUCUGGGUUUAGCACAGCUUUUGCCAUACCCAAGUGCUUAAGUAGCAAGUGAAGGACUUGUGGGUGCUCUGUGAGCAGUUGCUUUGGCCUUCUGAAGCCCAGACCACAGUGAUUCAUAGGUUCUGUGUUCAUUUGACAUCUGCUCUGCACUUUUGGGCUGUUCUCCAACCAGCUCCAGGGCAGCUUGGAUGUUUUAACUUAGGUGCUGGGUGUCACAGCCUUGUUUUCCGUAGUAUGGGCUUCGUCGGCUUUGCCCAAAUUGCUCGUUCCUCUUCUUCAGGAGGCGGUGGCUGUCUUUCCUGGCUUAUCUCAUACAUCUUUGCUUUUAGUGGAUUUCCAGGUCUUAGUUUUAACUUUGUCUUUUAAAGCUAUUGUCUAUUUCUUCUAUUUCAUCUUUAUGUUUUCCUGUAGUGGCUGCUUCAGUUUUUCAGCUGCAGCUGCUGCAUUCCAGCCCCCUCAGUCAGAAGGCAGUCUUCCUGGGUUAGGUUCUCGCCUGUGAUUGGUCAAGGUAGGCCUCUGAUGGAGCCCAAUUCUCAGACCUUGGUGCUUCUUGUGGUCUUGGCUUCAUUUGGUUGGCAUUGUUCUUAGGCAUCACAAAAUGGUGCUUUUGCUCUGGGGUUUUCGCACUGGCCCUUUAGGAGUUUCCUGCUUUGACUGUGCUGUAGGGAGACAUCUGGUCCAUUUUGCCAGUUCCUAGUUCCUCAUUGUAUGGGUCUUUUAAAUUGUCUCCCAGGGUCAUCAAUGACAUUAGUCCACUCUUCCUCUUGUAGCUACAGGGGCCUCGAGUCAGGUGUUCUCUCCACAGCUCUCUUCGGUUUUGCCGUCUAAGUUGGAUUCUGGAGUGGUAGAGAUCACUCCCCUUUUUUCAGUAGGUGUCUUGGCUGUUUCUGCUCCCCUGGCCAUACAAGGAACACCUUCAAUCCUUGUUUGACCACAUUAGCUCAUAUCCACCUGUAAACCCAGAUGGAUUCCUGGAUGGUGUUCCUGGUUGACCUCUUCAAGUUGGCAUGGAACCAGUGGUUUCUUUCCUACGUGGCUCCAUUUUCCUAUUGCAUGGCCAUUUUCCUAUUCAUUGUCUUCAGUGGAUGCCUUUUGACCGAACUGAUUGAAAUGAGGGUUUAUUUAUAUUUUCCCUCCAGUUCAGCUAUUACUCCAGGUAUUGUCCAGAUUGGAGCUCUUCACAGGUAGAGUGAUCCUUCUGGCUCUGUAGAAAGAGAGGCUGGCUCAGCCUUUGUUUCUAGCUCUUCUAGCCCAGUGUCCAAACCUGGGUGUUUUUCCACAACUCUCUUUAAGCAAAUGGAUCCGGAGAUGUUCCUUGCUGGUUUGAUCUUCAUGUCUCGACUUUUUUUUUUUUUUUACUGUAGUCUUAUGUAUAUGUUGAACAUGUUUUUGACCUUUGUUGUCUGUUUUGCUGUCCUUUUUGCCAAGCACUAUCCGUGAACGAGCACCCAUUGACACACCCGCAACACCCGCUCACAAAUGUAUUUACUCUUCAAGUUUCUCACCUCAAUUUCCAUUGUACAUCGUUCAAGUUGGUAUCAAAAUGUUCGCAAUAGAAUCCCCUACAGGAGUAUAUACAUACAAGGUCCAAAAGACCGACAUUCCACCUGCACCAAACCCAGAAAUCGGCCGAGCGUUACCCGCGAUCGCCCAAGAGCAAUAUAAUGUCUACUUUUUUCACUUUUGUCGCCUCAAUUCUCAUGCUACGUCUUUCAUUUUUAUAUCAAUUUUUUAGCAAUGGAAUUCCCUACAGGGAUAUAUGCAUACAAGGUAAAAAACCCCGGUGCACCCCUACCCACAGCAAAGCCAAAAGUCGGCCAAGCGUUAUCCAGGAGCGAGCACCCAUUGGCACACCUGCAACACCUGCUCAAAAAUAUAUUUACUCUUAUUAGGUUUCUCACCUCAAUUUUCACCUGAGUUUGCAAUAGAAUGGGAAGUUGUUGGCGCACAUUUUAAAACCAGUUCCAUGAAGAUCAGAUAAAAACUUGAAUUUUAACAAAUAUUUUAAUUUUGGACGUCACCUACGUCCCUAAGGAACAUCCGUAGAGUUAUUUGUAGACGUCAUCACCGUCCUUAAGGAACGAAUGUGUUAACUUGCCGUUUUGGAAAAAAAAUUCCAAAAUUUAUUUUCAAUUAAUUUUAAUUUUCAAAUUACGUUCAUUUUUGGCCAUACGGGCAACCGGCCAGAUUCAGACUUUAUUUGUAAGAGGACAGGUUGCACCUCCAGCCUGCUCCUUCCAAGCCAUCCUGGUCUCUUGAUAAGGCGUUUGAGAACUGAGGAGACGAAAGAAAAACCACCCUUUCCGUCCAUACCAUUUUUCAAAGCUCUGUUCUUGUUGGUCCUUACCUCUGGUUUUUAGGAUGGGAACAUUUUUGCUCUACUGGGGAGAUGGUUGUGUUUGCACCCUUCUUUUCUGGCAAGGAAGGAGUAGGUUGACUUCAGGAGGGGUUCUUUGGUUAUGGAUUCUUGGUUUAUUUGGCACAGGAUGCAUCAUUUGUUGUGUAUGGUUGAGGCAGUUUGUCACUACCCUCACAGCACAUGGGCUGCUCAAGAAGAUGUAUUGUUUGUCAAUUCCUUCUCCAUAGUUCCCAGUUCCAAGACUCAUUUAUCUCAGGUUGUCCCACAGUGUCAUUAAGUUAACCAGCCUGCAGUCUACCUAUGGUCCUUUGAUGUUUAUAAAUCCGUAUCUCUGACUGCCACAUUUUCCACAUUGUCUUGGGCUGAUUUCCUAUCUUUGGGGUCUGACAGGGUCCAGGCAGCUCGGUACCAGGUCAGUGUUCCUGGUCUAUGUUGGGCUUGUGUCUUGUGUUGCUUUGGGUAGAAUUUCCCUUUCUGGUCUUUCCUCUUUGAGGGCGUGAUGCUCUUCUCCUCCCUGGUAUGGUAAGUCAGUUUUCUUCUCCAUACUUAGUAAGCUUCAGGGAGCCACUGUAUGGCACCUCCAGAAAAUCAGCAUUGAAUAUAAUGAAGCAUCUUUUUGGUUGGGCCUCAGUGGCUCCCUGGUCCUUUUCCCUUUUCCAACCAGAUGUGGUGUUUUCCUGGGCUCUGGAUUGAGAAGUGUUGACAUGGGGAGCUGACAGUUCCCAGUGAUACUGCCACCAGUUUGAUAGCAAGAACCUUUCAAACAAGAAAUACUAUACCAGUGAUAUUCAAGACCCCAAGGGUGGAAUAUGGUUGCACAAUAACAGCCUCAUUCAAAGCUGGAGAAAUUGCUGACUAGGAGAACGUGCAAAGAUCUUUUACUGCUGGAAUCCAUUCAAUAAAAAAUCUAAAUUAUUGGGACUGUUUAAAAGUUUUAAAUCUCUAUUCCCUAGAGCAAAAGCUUUAGAAGUGCAUAAUAAUUUACACUGAAAGUAUUAGAGGGACAGGUUCUGAAUCUCUACAUGACAAUGCUACUUGAGACCAGAAGGCAUGGAAGGAAGUGAAAAACAGCCCCUAUUGAAAACAAAGGAAUAGUAGGUAUGCUGAGAGAGAACUAGCAAUAUCAAAGACUGAAGAAUUUUUAUCACUCUCCCUCUAAACAUAAAGAGCAUAGCUGGCCACCUUCUCACUAUGCUCCAAAGAUAAAUUAAUAAUUAUCUCCAAAUCAUCCCUAAUCAACCAGGCUGUAAUUCAUAUGUCAGGCUGCAAACAGCUGUAUCCAAAAGUCUGGCUGUCCAGACCACCAACUAGGAGACUAGGCCACUUGAAUGUUGAUCCUCGGAACCAACACAAGGUAACCACAAGAUAAGUGGCGCUGUAAUUAAGAGAGGUUUACUUCUAACUACUGUGCAUCUAUUGGGUGGAUUGUUUACCGAGUUAUUUUCUGCUUUGUCUUUUUUUUUCUCUUCGAACCUUGCAGUUGUUUGUUCUGCUUCGCUUACUUUCUGGUGCCCCUGUAAGAGGGAUGGAGGGGGGAUCCCUAGUUUCUAGCUCUAAUCAUUGUGAGGACUAGCUAUUGAGGACUUCUAGGACUGGUGUGAUUUGUGAAUGGAGCCAUCUCAAUGCAGUUAGCUUUAGAGAGCCACUAAGGCCCAACCAGAAAUAGGCACUUCACUACAUUCAACACUGGUUUUAUUUUUUGAACAGACUUCAUCUUGUAUAGUGCCUUAGUUGUAUAGACUUUGUUAUCCAAAAUUUAUUUACCUUAAACUAAUUAUUACAGAUAUUUAACAGUUUUCUGUAGUGAUAAAGUAUUUAAUAAGAAACUUACAGUUUUAUGUAAUAUUCUCUCGUACCACAUGUAAACGGUCAAGAAGGAAUAUGGCAAUAAUUUGAGUGAUUAUGUGCAAAAAUUUGGAACUUUCUGUUAUGAAAUUAAUAUUAUUUACAGUAUUAUUAUACUAGGAUUGCUGCAAACAAUUGAUCUCUUCCACUGUAACAUCUAACAUUGUAAAAAAUUUAUGCAUAGCUGGAUGUGAAUCGAUCUCUUUCCUUUCCAAAUUGAAUGGAUCAACUACAAUCCUUUUGCUCAGUACAGUUAAUAACAUGUUUGGAUUUACUCCUGAAAUUUACAUCCGAUUUACAUCUGAAAUGGCACGAGGAAGAACUGCCAAGAGUUUGUGAUGUUGCCGUUAGCUAGCAAGGACACCAGCAUUCUUACACCUGUUGCGUUUCCACUCUCAUACUGACUCGCUUCACACACUUCAAACUAAAAUGCACGAUUUACUUGCCAAAGCAUAAAUAUUUACAAUUAUGGUUUGUUGUAGUGAAUGACGCCCUGGACUAGCACUUGGCCCAAUGUGGCUCUAGUGAAGUUUUUUCUUGGUACAAGGAAAAAAGGUCAACACCUAAACAUUAUGUUCUGCAAAGAAAUAUGCUGCUUAGUACAAAUGAGAGAUUAUAUAUAUAUAUAUAUAUAUAUAUAUAUAUAUAUAUAUAUAUAUAUAUAUAUAUAUAUAUAUAUAUAUAUAUAUAUAUAUAUAUAAAUAUAUAAAAUACAUAUAUAUAUAUAUAUAUAUAAAAUACAUAUAUAUAUAUAUAUAAUAUAUAUAUACACACACAAUAUAGGUUUUUGUUAUGCCUUACAUCAGUUUUGGUUGUUGACAAGAGUAAAUGUAGUAAAUAAGACCUUGAAAAUGAGCAGUGGAAAAAAUAAUACUGCAGUUUGAAUUGUGUUUGUCAAGUAUUCAGUUUCCUACUAAAUUAUAUUGCCAACAUGGGCAAAAAAAAAAAAAAAUUGUAUAGUAUAGUCUUUAUUGCAGGUAAUUAACUGUACCAUUAAUAUACUGUAUGUUAAUAGGAAAAAUAUAUAUAUAUCUUAGU
This is a messenger RNA of Procambarus clarkii (red swamp crayfish), 9960 nucleotides long. RefSeq names its product F-box only protein 9. Lineage: Eukaryota; Metazoa; Arthropoda; Malacostraca; Decapoda; Cambaridae. Gene Ontology annotation, molecular function: protein binding. Gene Ontology annotation, cellular component: cytoplasm; SCF ubiquitin ligase complex. Gene Ontology annotation, biological process: SCF-dependent proteasomal ubiquitin-dependent protein catabolic process. The record is from RefSeq and is a predicted model, not a curated record.